AUGUUCCACAACACGUUUCAAAGCGGUCUUCUUUCCGUACUCUACAGUAUUGGAAGCAAACCGUUACAAAUCUGGGAUAAAAAGAUUCUAGAUGACAAGAAAGUGAAACGACGUUUUCGCGCAUCAAAUUUCCAGUCAAAUACUCGAGUGAAACCAUUCAUAUGCACAAUGCCGAUGCGCCUGGAUGAAGGAUGGAAUCAAAUACAGUUCAAUUUAGCUGAUUUCACCAAACGAGCCUAUGGUACAACCUACGUUGAAACUCUUCGAAUACAGAUUCAUGCGAACUGUAGAAUUCGACGAAUCUAUUUCGCAGAUCAUUUGUAUUCGGAGGAUGAGCUGCCUGCUGAAUUCAAAUUGUAUUUGCCUAUAAAAGGUGCAACCCAUGGUUUUGGCUCAUCCUCAAUCAGUGACGAUGAUCCAACAAUCGCUGGAACUUCAUGUAAUUAUUAA
Messenger RNA from Gongylonema pulchrum, 450 nucleotides. The record is from the annotation of a GenBank genome assembly. NCBI's taxonomy places the organism in Eukaryota, Metazoa, Nematoda, Chromadorea, Rhabditida, Gongylonematidae.